AUGGUCAAGAAUGAUGCUGUGAUUCAGAGUCAAGCGGCAUCCUUGAGGAAUCUAGAAACUCAAUUGGGGCAGCUUUCUAAUGAGCUAAGGAAUAGACCACAAGGCACCUUGCCUAGUGAUACAGAAAAUCCAAGGAAAGAUGGCAAGGAGCAUUGCAAGGCAGUUACCUUGAGGAGUGGUAAAAAUGUGGAAUUUACUGAGGAUAAUUGUACUAGAAACAGCGAGCCCACUUCAAUCCAAAGUAGUGUGGACAAAGGAGACAAAGCUGUGAAAUCAAAAAUUUUAAAUGCUGAUCCUGAAGCAAUUGCUGCAGCAAUUCUUCCGCAAAAUGCUUCAGGAAAGCCUAUAAGCAAGCCACCUCCACCAUUUCCUCAGCGCUUUCAAAAGCAGCAACAAGAUAGUCAAUUCCAGAGAUUUUUAGAUAGGAGGCUUAGUGAAUUUGAAACAGUGGCGUUGACUGAAGGUUGUAGUGCUAUAUUGAAGAGUAAAAUUCCUCCUAAAUUGAAGGAUCCGGGCAGCUUCACAAUUCCUCGUUCUAUUGGUGGUAGAGCACUUUGUGACUUGGGAGCUAGUAUCAAUUUGAUGCCCAUGUCAAUUUUCAAGAAGUUGGGGAUUGGAGAAGCAAGAUCAACCAUAGUCACUUUGCAAUUAGCGUAUCAUUCUAUGGCACACCCGGAAGGAAAAAUUGAAGAUGUACUUGUGCAAGUUGAUAAAUUCAUUUUUCCGGCUGAUUUCAUCAUCCUUUAUUAUGAAGCGGAUAUAGAUGUUCCUAUUAUCUUGGAUGAGGUUGAGGAAUGCUCUAGGCUAAGUGUAAUUGAGUCUAUUGUCGCUGAAAAAUUCCAUAAGGAAGCUUGUAAAGAUGGAGUGGGGGUGAGGUCACUUGAAGAGCUUGAGAACUUAAGUGAAGAGGAAGAAAGCCAAGUUACAUGGGUGGAGUCAAAGCAGCCCUUUGCUAAAUUUAGGAGGCCUUUUGAGUCAUUGAAGUUGUCGGAAGGGAAUUUUAAGCCUCCUAAGCCUUCUAUUCAAGAGCCACCAAAAUUAGAAUUGAAGCCUUUGCCUAGUCACUUAAAGUAUGCUUAUUUGAGUGAUAAUGAGACCUUGCCUGUGAUUAUUUCAGCCAUGUUAGGAGCUGAAAAAGAGAGUUUGUUGCUGGCUGUUUUGAAGAAAUACACAAGGGCCAUUGGUUGGACUAUGGCGGAUUUCAAAGGGAUAAGUCCCUCAUUUUGUAUGCAUAAAAUUCUGUUGGAGGAUUGCUAUAGUUCAUGGGUCAGCCCAAUUCAGUGUGUUCCUAAAAAAGGUGGAGUCAUAGUGGUGGCUAGUGAAAAUAAUGAGUUGAUUCCCACAAGACAAGUGACGGGGUGGCGUAUUUGUAUGGACUAUCGGAAGUUGAAUAAGGCUACUCAUAAAGACCCCUUCCCGCUACCAUUCAUUGACCAAAUGCUUGAUCGGUUGGCGGGAAAGGAGUUUUAUUGUUUCCUCGAUGGGUAUUCAGGCUAUAGUCAGAUUUCCAUCGCGCCAGAAGACCAAGAGAAGACUACCUUUACUUGUCCUUAUGGCACCUUUUCCUUUAGAAGGAUGCCUUUUGGGCUGUGCAACGCCCCCGCCACUUUCCAACGUUGUAUGAUGGCAAUAUUUUCAGAUAUGGUGGAGAAGUCUCUUGAAGUCUUCAUGGAUGAUUUUUCAGUAUUUGGGGAGUCUUUUGACACUUGUUUGGCUAACUUGGAGCAAGUCUUGGCUAGAUGUGAAGAAACAAACUUGCGAAAAGAGAAGGUUUUUCAUUCCAUUUCCUAUGCAAGCAAGACAUUAGUCGAUGCCCAAUUGAACUAUACUACCACCGAGAAAGAGCUUUUGGUGGUGGUGUUUGCUUUUGACAAGUUUAGGGCUUAUCUUGUGGGGACUAAAGUGGUGGUUUAUACAGACCAUUCAGCGAUCAAGUAUCUAAUUGCCAAAAAGGAUGCUGAGCCACGACUUAUUCGAUGGGUGUUGCUUCUUCAAGAAUUUGACUUGGAAAUUCGGGAUAGAAAAGGAACGGAGAACCAAGUGGUUGACCACUUAUCUAGACUUGAAGCUGGAAGUGAAAAGCAAAAUGAAGGGCCUAUGAAAGAGACAUUUCCCGAUGAGCAAUUAUUGGUUGUGAACCAAACCACUACUCCAUGGUACGCUGAUUUUGUCAACUAUUUGGUGAGUGGUUUGCAGCCACCUGAUUUGAAUAGGCAGCAACUCAAGAAGUUCUUUCAUGAUGCGAGAUUCUAUUAUUGGGAUGAGCCUUAUUUGUACAAACAAUGUUCAGAUCGAAUCAUGAGGCGUUGUGUGCCCGAGGAUGAAGUUUCUAGAAUACUAGAGCAUUGUCAUUCAACUCCUUAUGGUGGACAUUUUGGUGGGCAAAGAACAGCCGCUAAGGUUUUUCAAUCGGGGUACUAUUGGCCCUCUAUUCAAUGGGUGCUCAUGAAUUUGCUAAGAGAUGUGACCGCUACCAGCGUGUUGGAAAUAUUUCAGUAA
This is a messenger RNA of Humulus lupulus (European hop), 2499 nucleotides long. RefSeq lists its product as uncharacterized. The record is from RefSeq and is a predicted model, not a curated record. The coding region runs from base 1 to 2499 and encodes 832 amino acids. Lineage: Eukaryota; Viridiplantae; Streptophyta; Magnoliopsida; Rosales; Cannabaceae. The transcript is spliced from 5 exons.